GCAAUGGCAAUGGAAGUAGAUUAGUUGUCUAGUUCAUUAAAAAAAAAAAAGAAGAAGAAGGAGGAGGAGGAAGUAGACUAGUCGGCAGACUCGUGGGAUAGUAGAAAUCUCUUACUAUUUAAUUUUUGUUAGAAAAAGUAAAGCAGCUUUGUUCAAAGGGAAGAAGAAAAGAAAGUCGCUGUAUUUUCUGCCUCUUAAAUAAAAUAAUAAGAGACAAGAGCCACUGGAGCCUCGAGGAGGAGGAGCAGGAGGACGCAGUAAUAAAACCCCCCCAAAAAGUCCAAGAGUUGUACGGGCAUUCUUUCUUAGCAGUUUGUUUGGUUGUAGAUCCAUCCGUAGGGCUGUAUGUACCGAUUCUUGUUUUCAAUUUAAUGCAGUGAAGUGAGAUAUUUUUAUGUUAAAAAAACAACAAGUGGUGAUGGAGGAGUAGGAACUCAAUCGUGGCCGAAAAAGGAAUGGAGUCUGAAACGGCGUCGUCGGCUGAUGAACAAGUUAGUGGUGGUGGUGGUGGUGGUGGUGGUGGUGGUGGAGGGGGAGGUGCGUCGGCGGGAGCUGAUACGAGAGGAAAACAUCGGAUUCUUGCUGAACUAAAGCGCGUGGAGCAAGAAAUGAAGUUUUUGGAGGAAGAGUUGGAGGAGCUCGAAAAGACAGAUAAUGUAUCAACUGUGUGUGAAGAGUUGCUGCGCAAUGUGGAGAACAUACCCGAUCCACUUCUCUCACUAACAAAUGGCCCUGCAAACCCAUUGUGGGAUCGAUGGUUUGAGGGGCCUCAAAAAUCACAAGGUUGCGUGUGCAGGAUACUCUGAUUUGUAGCAUUUGUUGCUGGAAGCUUCAAGACUGUUAUCUAACAGAUUUGUGAAAUAUGACAGCACGAUUAUUAUUUUAGCGAAUGGUCAAUGAAUUUUCCCACUGCAAUAGAGAAAUUUUGGGUUUUGACAA
Populus trichocarpa (black cottonwood) is the source of this 939-nucleotide messenger RNA. Its product is annotated as guanine nucleotide-binding protein subunit gamma 1. Lineage: Eukaryota; Viridiplantae; Streptophyta; Magnoliopsida; Malpighiales; Salicaceae. The record is from RefSeq and is a predicted model, not a curated record. The transcript is spliced from 4 exons. Bases 456 to 806 code for a protein of 116 amino acids. Gene Ontology annotation, biological process: G protein-coupled receptor signaling pathway.